AUGGCAACCCGCGGGCUGCUGCUGCUGGCUUCCUGGGCUCUCAUUGGGGCUCUGCAGCUGCAGGCUGAUGCGAGGCCAGCGCCCUUCGGGAUGAAGUUGUGCGGCCGCGAAUUCAUCCGUGCUGUCAUCUUCACCUGCGGGGGCUCACGAUGGCGCCGGGCAGAUAUCUUGGCCCACGACACUCUGGGGGACUUCUUCCCUGAUGCAGAAGCCAAUACCGACAACCUGGCGAGCGAACUGGACGAAACCGUGGGCUCCAGCGAGUGGCUUGCCCUGACCAAAUCCCCCCAGACCUUCUAUAGUGGUCGGCCCAGCUGGCAAGGGUCGCCUGGAGCGGUUCGGGGCAGCAGAGAUGUCCUGUCUGGCCUUUCCAGCAGUUGCUGCGAGUGGGGCUGUAGCAAGAGCCAAAUUAGUAGCUUGUGCUAGGACCCUGGUUGGGUGAUGGGGAAGAGGGCAGUGCUUCCAACCUGUUAUCCUCUGUGCGAUGCUCACACGCAUUCCUCCAGGCAAGGCAUUGAAGCCUCUGAGGUUUCCUCACAGACCCUCUGCCAAGCCUUUUCCCAUCUUGCUCCGAGCCACAUCGCUACCCAGCCAAACAGAAACUUGAUCUUCAUGGUAGAGUUCUUCCCCUCCCCAAGCCCAGCCCCAGCGAGCCUGGCUACAGCCAGGUACCCACCUACCCAAACUGGCUACACUGAACAAACUGUUUGGUCCUAAUUGCCACCGCUUGUUUCCUGGCCAAGCCAGUGCAACCUGCCCCCUACUCCACUCCCUUCAGUCCCCACCCCAAAGCACUCUGCUGUUGACUCCAAGGCAGGGGACACCGAGUCCCCAGUUCUCAGACUUUCCCACCACAAAAUAAAGGUUCAGUUCUGAGCAUUUGCACGCGUGCGUGUUAUUGCUGGGGAUGGGCGGAUUUGGGGACUUCCCGCCAGGGGCG
Molecule: messenger RNA, 940 nt
Organism: Phodopus roborovskii (desert hamster)
Lineage: Eukaryota; Metazoa; Chordata; Mammalia; Rodentia; Cricetidae
Gene: Rln3
Product: relaxin 3
Exons: 2
Coding region: 1-426 (141 amino acids)
Cellular component (GO): extracellular region
Molecular function (GO): hormone activity
Source: RefSeq, a predicted model, not a curated record